Molecule: messenger RNA, 528 nt
Organism: Aureococcus anophagefferens
Lineage: Eukaryota; Pelagophyceae; Pelagomonadales; Pelagomonadaceae
Exons: 1
Coding region: 1-528 (175 amino acids)
Cellular component (GO): mitochondrion
Source: RefSeq, a predicted model, not a curated record
AUGUCGCUCGCGAUGUGGAAGGACGCGGCGUUCGCGCGCAUCUUCGGCGGCGCCACGGCGGCGGCGCUGCCCCCGAAAUCCUACGGCGCCUGGGCCGUGCGCGACCUCACGGGCAUGUCCGUCGUCUUCACGUUGCCGCCGCUGUUAGCGCCGAAGCUCGCGGCGGCCACGGACAUGAAUCUCAGAUCCGCGGAGACGUUUUUGCAGUUCACGCUGCCCAUGGCCAUCCAGCCCGUCGUCGCGCCCUUCCACCAGCUCGGCUUCCUCUUCUCCUUCAAGCCCGACGCGCCCCUGUCGUCCCACUGGUCGACGGUGAAGGCGCAGGUCGGCGGCGUCGUCGUCAUGCGGUGGAUCCGGGGCUUCCCGCCCUACUGCGUCGGCGCGACGAUGAACAAGAACCUGCGCUACGAGUUCCGCGACGCGCUGGGCCUCUCCAACGACUCCGUCGCCGCGCCGGAGCCGCUCGCGCGCGCCGUGACGAAGCCGGGCGACUCGCUCGCGCUCGCGCGGACGAUGACGCCCGGCUGA